AGAAGAUUGUUUGCACAAAUGGUAACGGUCACUGUGCGUACUGUUCGACCAAGCCAAUAUGCCAUAAUUGCCCUUAAUCUCUUUCUCUCCUUCACCUGCAAAAACAGUUUGGCUCCUCUCUCCUUCGUCCUCUAUUCUCGAUCAAUCCGUCUCUCUGAUGAAGAAGGCAAACGAGCUCUCGAUCCUCUGCGACGCCAAGGUCGGUGACAUCGUCUUCUCCAGCACCGGAAUGGUUUACUAUUUCUCCAGCGAAGGUAUGGAGCACAUUCUCUCUAAAUAUGGAUACAGUGCUGCUACGUCUGGUCAUAGACAAAAGGAAGAACAACAACUUCUACUUUGUUCUUCCCAAGAUAAUGGUGAUUUGUUGUGGACAGAUGAAUCUUUGACGAGUGAGCUUGAGAGAUUACAGCUUGCAAUUGAGAAAAUCAAGGGUAAAGAGUUUGAGGGUAUGAGUUCAUUUCUCUUGAGAUCGAAAGGUGAAGAAGACAAAGAACAUUCUUUAUUCAAAAGAUUCUGUUUUAAGACAUCCUUGUUUCAUUUCAUUUUGUUACCAUAGACGGAGGAGAAAGUGGUAAAUUCCAAUUGUCUCAUAUAUCCAAUCCCCUUAGUAUUAA
Molecule: messenger RNA, 614 nt
Organism: Raphanus sativus (radish)
Lineage: Eukaryota; Viridiplantae; Streptophyta; Magnoliopsida; Brassicales; Brassicaceae
Product: agamous-like MADS-box protein AGL18
Exons: 4
Coding region: 158-556 (132 amino acids)
Molecular function (GO): protein dimerization activity; DNA binding
Source: RefSeq, a predicted model, not a curated record